This is a messenger RNA of Meloidogyne enterolobii, 361 nucleotides long. Lineage: Eukaryota; Metazoa; Nematoda; Chromadorea; Rhabditida; Meloidogynidae. The record is from the annotation of a GenBank genome assembly.
AUGUACCGCGAGCCCAAUGUACCGCCGAGCUAUAUUUUUGUUCGAAAUUGUCGAAUCCGUGGCGCCCUAGUAUGGUUCGAUUCAGAAUGUCAAGACGCAUCGAACCAUACCAGGGCGCCGCGGAUUCGACAAUUUUGGACAAAGUUAUAGCUCGGCGGUACAUUGGGCUCGCGGUACACUGGCCUGCUCCCGUUUCUGUCAGCCCUCCUUGUUGAGUACAACUUAAGGGAGUUCUCUGUUGAUUUUUCGAGAAAAAAGUUUCUUUUUCUGUUUUGUUUGUCGCGUGCUUUUUCAAGUUGAGGGGUAUUUCUUGAAAUGUCACGUGGUUUUUGUGUCUAGGUGAAAGAAAACUAAUGAUCAU